ACGAACCCCAGUCAGUGACUACUGACUAUUAGAUGGCCGCCCGGCAUUUAUUUUUUAUUCUCAUUUUUAAGUUUCAAUUUUUAACGAUAUCACGUUUUCUCGUGCAGUCGUAACCGUAAGUCGUACAUUAAUUGCAAGUGUUUCAAAGUUUCAAUAUUCAAUUCGACGUUUUGUGUUUCAGUCUAUUGUCACUAAAAUAACUAUUAAAUUAAUUCCUCGGUCUUAUCUUCUUUAUAAGAAUGUCUGCUUUUACAACUCCUCGCAAGUCUCUUCGCUUACGAAAGACCGAACCAUCGCCAUUUUUAACAAAUCGAAAACGUGAAUUAUUCCCCGUCGACAACUGGGAUGAAGACAGCCAUGACAUUGCUCCUUUACAAUCAUCUCCUGAAGUAUAUGAUCCAGGACUUGAUUCUCCAGAUACAUCAUUUAACAUGAAUCGCACUCCAAUAACUGAAUUAAGUCCCACUAUGAGUGAUAAAUUUGAAAGACUUAUGUCAGGAUCAAAGAAUGGACAUGAAUGUUCAGCAACAAUUAUCAUUGAAGAAACUCCAAAUUCUAGACGAAUUAAAAAUGUCAACACAACACCCUUUGAAUCCGAAACUAACAAAGAAGCCAAGACUCCUAAGAAAAGCUUUAAUUUAAAUAAUAAAGCUGUAUUAGGAGUAAAAACGUUAAACUUUUAUGGAAGUAAUCAGAUAUCACUAGAAGAUCUUCGUAUUAAAAGAUUUACUCGCUUAAAUUAUAAUCCAAAAGUAAAAGCUAAACUAUUUAAAGAUACAAAAUCAACAAAUAAAAAAAGACCAAGAUCAACCAGUCAAGAAAAAAAAUCUAAGGUAAAUUUGUUUCCGGGUGUUACAUUACCAUUUAAAAAAAAGUUGUCUACAAAUAAAAAACCAUUCGUCAAAAUUGAAAUAUGUGAAGAAAAAGAUAAUUUCAUUGAAAACAUUGAAGUAGUUAAGAAAAACAAUUUUGAUAUUUCUAAAUCUUCUUCCAAAAACGUUUGGACAGAAUAUAUUAAACAGGAAAAACCUGAACGUAUAAAAAUUGAGGAUUCUGAUAACAGAAAAUUUUUCAAAUCAAAAGUUAUUCAUAAUGACAUACCCAAUAGAAAAGAUAAUAGCUUUAACUUUAAAGUUGUUAACUGGGGUGAUGAAAAUAGGAUGAGUACAGUUGAUCAAUCUGAUUUCAAUAACACAGAAAUACUUGAUGAUGGUACAAUUGAACAAAUUGGACAAGAAGUUAAUGAAUUGAUAGAAUUGUUGGAUGAUGAAGAUGAUGAAAACGAUUCUACAGCUGUACGUUAUCCUGGGCUUUCGUCAAAUUCUACAAAAAGAAAUCACGAAGAUCAAGAUGAUGAAAAUUCAUGUAUUGGGCUAGAUUAUAAACGUUUGAAGACUGAUUUACGAAGCCAUAAUAAUAUUGUAAGAUGUCAUAUGCCAGAUUUGAUUAGAGAUGCUUAUGUUAAUGAUGAAAAUUAUCAUUCAGUUUAUUCGUCACAAAAAAAUGUAUCAAGUACAUUUAAAUUUAAUAAUAUGGAUGUAAAUGAAUCAAUAAAUACUUCAAACGAUGCCUCUGUAAUUUUAAACGAAUCACCACAAACAAAGUUGUUCCCUAUUUUUACCAAUCAAACGCCUUCUCCUAGUCAUGUUGCAUGUGGAAAACCUACAGCACGGAGAAUAAAAAGAAUUAUUGAUGCUACUCAAUAUCAAAUUGAUGCUGGUCAAAAGAAAUUUGGUGGUUUUUUGUGCAAACAAUGUGGUUUAUAUUAUUCUAGAGGUGAACCAGAAGAUGAAGCGGAACAUGACAAAUACCAUGUAGCCAAGGACAUCUUUAAAUAUAAUAGUUUUAAAAGUGAAAAAGUUCUUUAUCAAGACACUACUGAGCGUAUUGUUGUUAUAUCUGGCUCGGAUUCUAAAAUGGCAUGUUCAAAAGCUUUAGAAGUUAUAUCAUUCGUUGAUGUAGAACUUGGCUUUAACACGCAGAAUUCUGUUUUACCUGCAACUAAAAAGGUUUAUUUGUAUAUAAAAGAUAAGCAGGUGAUUGGAUGCCUAGUAGUAGAAUUGAUAUCCGAAGCUUAUCGUAAUCUAGAAACUGAAACAGAAGAUAUGGUUAUUGUUUCUGAAGAAUCAUAUCCUGUAAAAGUUGGUGUUAACCGUAUAUGGACUAAAUGGGAUUGUCGUAAAAAUGGAAUUGCUUCAAAACUCCUAGACUGUUUUCGGAAAAACUAUGCAUACGGUCAUAUAUUGACACUUCAUGAAAUAGCAUUUACAGUACCCACACGUGCUGGAAAACAAUUCAUUAAAAAGUACACAAACAAAAAUGAUUAUUUUGUUUAUACUGGGUGGUAGUUACGUAUUUUAUUUCCUAAGUAUAAUAAUUAUUAACUUAUUUUUUUUACUGUUAAAAAUAGAUUAAGACCUAGUAUUAAAAUUAAUAUUUUUAUGAAUAUUUAAUAUUGACUAAGUUUUUAAAAUUUUAGAAACUUAUUUAAUUACUAGAUCAAUAUAGCUUACUUUCAAAUA
This is a messenger RNA of Rhopalosiphum maidis (corn leaf aphid), 2522 nucleotides long. RefSeq names its product N-acetyltransferase ESCO2-like. The transcript is spliced from 10 exons. The coding region runs from base 240 to 2348 and encodes 702 amino acids. Gene Ontology annotation, cellular component: nucleus; chromatin. NCBI's taxonomy places the organism in Eukaryota, Metazoa, Arthropoda, Insecta, Hemiptera, Aphididae. Gene Ontology annotation, biological process: mitotic sister chromatid cohesion. The record is from RefSeq and is a predicted model, not a curated record. Gene Ontology annotation, molecular function: protein-lysine-acetyltransferase activity.